This is a messenger RNA of Microdochium trichocladiopsis, 1752 nucleotides long. Its product is annotated as beta-lactamase/transpeptidase-like protein. Lineage: Eukaryota; Fungi; Ascomycota; Sordariomycetes; Xylariales; Microdochiaceae. The coding region runs from base 1 to 1752 and encodes 583 amino acids. The transcript is spliced from 3 exons. The record is from RefSeq and is a predicted model, not a curated record.
AUGAAGCGGGCCACAGCUCUUCUCGGCGCCCUUUGCAAUCUCUCAGAGCAAAGCACAGUGCCUCCUGGAGCUGGCCUAGCUGGUCCAGCAUUCCCAGCGCCGUCUUCUCUCCAUGGAAGUGACACGCUGAAAACAGCAGUGCACAAGUUCGAAAAGUCGAUCGCGGGCGCACCAGUUAUCCAAGCCAACGAGACCGCAUGGACCGUGGCCGUCUUCUCGACUAGCGAAGAAGAGCCUCUGUACGAAAUAUACUUUACACCAGACUACAAUGUCGGUGUCUCCCAAGUCGACAGGGACUCGGUGUUCCGGAUCGCGAGCGUGUCCAAGGUUUUCAGCGUAUGGACGUUUCUCAUGGAGGUGGGGGAUGAGCACUUCAGUGACCCUAUCACGAAAUAUGUUCCUGAGCUAGCUGCAUUGUCGGACACUUUAGAGUCGGGGACAGUGUACGACGACAUUGACAACGUUCGCUGGGCCGAGGUCACGCUUGGGCAACUUGCGAGCCACCUGGCUGGCAUUCCACGUGAUCCCUCUCAGACCGACUUUUCAGCUGGACUGCUUCCUCAACAGGGCGAGGCACUUGGACUACCACCCCUUGAAGCUAGCGAGAUCCCCGUGUGUGGCGUCACAGGGGUGCUGCGACCGUGCAGCCGUAGCGAAAUGAUCUCGCAACUUCUCAAACAGCAUCCCAUUUUCCCCAGUGGUCACUCUCCUGCGUACACCAAUGUCGCCUACACUCUGCUCGGAUACGCCCAAGAAGCCAUCACCGGCAGGACCGCAGGCGAAGCAAUCACCACAAACAUCUUCUCUGCUCUCAACAUGACCUCAAGCAGCUUUGCAUCCAAGCCAAGCUCCGGGGGAGUCAUUCCCGGCGACGAGUCGGCCGUCGGCUGGGACUGGGACCUGGGACCUUCCAGCCCGUCCGGUUCCAUAUACUGCUCAACUGCCGACAUGGUCAAAGCUGGACGCGCCAUUCUUGGGUCGAAGACGUUGACACCCGCGCAGACGCGCAGGUGGUUGAAGCCGAUGAGCCAGACCGGCGUUCUCGGGUCAGCAGUUGGUGCGCCGUGGGAGAUCCGGCAUCUCAUGCUCGGUCAGCGUCUGUCACAGCUAUACACGAAGCAGGGUGACAUUGGUGGCUACCGUGCGGCAUUGAUCCUUGCGCCUGAGCAUGAGAUGGGAGCUGUCGUACUGUCUGCUGGGCCAACCGAGUCCAACUCUGCUGCCGUCAGAGAGACCCUGAUGAACGCGGUAGGCCGGGUGUUUCUCCCGAUGGCUGAGGAGCAGGCCCGCCGAGAGGCGCGGGACAACUUCGCGGCGACUUUCACGGACAAAGCCUCCAACAGCUCUGUCACAGUACAUGUAGACAAGGAUACGCCUGGGCUCAUGGUGAAGAGUCUGAUCUCGCGAGGUGUCGAGGUCAUCGGCCCAUCUAGCCCUUUCCUCCAGAUAUACGGUGCCGGAGAAUCCGCCCGCCUCUUUCCAACCCUCUUGAAGACGGUACGCAAGAGAAGCGCUGGCAGUGGGACAUUUAUAUCACGCCUAGGCUUCCGGGCCAGCUUCUUCAAUGCUACAGGAGACAUGAAGGAGGUUCAGGAUCCUGGCCUGAUGCAAUGGACGUCUCUCGGCGCACCGACGUAUGGUGCAACGACGCUGGACGACUGGGUGUUUGAAAUGGGAGAGGACGGAAGAGCCGAGGCAUUGGAUGUGAGGAUGUUGAGGUUGAAGUUGGUGCGCGAAGCGGGCGGAAUUUGA